Messenger RNA from Octopus bimaculoides (California two-spot octopus), 467 nucleotides. Its product is annotated as adhesive plaque matrix protein-like. The record is from RefSeq and is a predicted model, not a curated record. Lineage: Eukaryota; Metazoa; Mollusca; Cephalopoda; Octopoda; Octopodidae.
UGCGGUGUGUAAAUUGUCGUUCCCUGCGAUUGAGAGGAGUAAAUCUUCGUUCCCUGCGAGGGAGAGGCGUAAAUCGUUGUUCCCUCCGAGUGCGGAAAGUAAAUUGUCAUUUUCUGCGAGUGCGGAGAAUAAAUUGUCGUUUUCUGCGAGUGCGGAGCGUACAUUGUCGUUCACUGCGAGUGCGAGCAGUAAAUUGUCGUUUUCUGCGAGUGCGGAAAGUAAAUUGUCGUUCCCUAGUAAAUCGUCGUUCACUGCAAGUGCGGUGAGUAAAUCGUCGUUGCCUCCGAUUGCGGAGAGUAAAUUGUCUUUCCCUGCGAGGGAGAGGCGUAAAUUGUCGUUCCCUGCGAGUGCGGAAAGUAAAUUGUCGUUUAUUAGGCGUAUAUCGUCGUACCCUGCGAGUGCGGAGAGUAAAUUGUCGUUCCCAAUGAGUGCGGAGAGUAAAUUGCCCAUUUCUGCGAGUGCGGAGA